CAGAAGAAAAUCACUGCUAGGUUAGCUAGCAAGCUAGCAGUAACAAAUUGCACGAUUAAAUAGACGUGAACCUCAAAAUGCUUUUACAUACAGUUAGGCCGUGGUUUUAUCGUUGCAGGAGUCUACCUUUGGCCUGCACAAGGUCUUAUUAUGCCGAAACAGUUUCUCGACUCGGGUCUCAGCAGGAUACACAGUCCUCUGAAUAUCAGGAGAAUUAUGAGCGGAUGAAAGUUCUCGUUGAUGAACUGAAGAGCCGUACCGAGAAGGUUAAAUUGGGUGGGGGAGAAAAAGCCAGAAGACUUCAUACUUCUCGUGGGAAACUUCUGCCCAGAGAGCGUAUCGACAGACUGCUGGAUCCUGGGACCCCUUUCUUGGAGUUCUCUCAGUUUGCCGCAUAUGAAUUGUAUGGAAAAGAGGAAGUCCCAGCAGGCGGUAUACUAACUGGGAUUGGGCGUGUUUCGGGGGUGGAAUGUGUUAUAGUUGCGAAUGAUGCUACUGUCAAAGGCGGGACAUACUUCCCAGUUACAGUGAAGAAACACCUCCGUGCACAAGAGAUCGCACAGCAGAACAACCUGCCAUGCAUUUACUUAGUGGAUUCGGGAGGAGCCAAUCUUCCGAGACAGGCCGAAGUCUUCCCAGACAGAGAUCACUUCGGACGUAUUUUCUACAACCAGGCCAGGCUGUCUUCAGAGGGAAUAUCACAGAUUGCGGUUGUGAUGGGCUCCUGCACCGCUGGAGGGGCCUAUGUUCCUGCCAUGGCAGAUGAGAGCAUUAUCGUGAGGAAGCAAGGAACCAUCUUCCUCGGAGGACCUCCACUGGUCAAAGCUGCAACUGGGGAAGAAGUUUCUGCAGAGGAUCUUGGUGGUGCUGAUCUUCACUGCAAAAAAUCUGGUGUGACCGACCAUUAUGCUUUGGAUGAUAACCACGCACUCCAUUUAGCAAGAAAAGCAGUGAGAAACCUCAACUACAGGAAAAAACUUGAUGUCACCACAGAGCCGGUGGAGGCCCCUCUCUACCCGGCUGAUGAACUCUACGGCAUAGUUGGAGCAAACCUGAAACGCAACUUUGAUGUCAGAGAGGUCAUCGCCAGAGUUGUGGAUGGCAGUAAAUUUGACGAGUUCAAGGCUUUCUACGGAGACACGCUUGUUACAGGAUUUUCCAGAAUAUUCGGUUACCCUGUGGGAAUCAUUGGCAACAACGGAGUCUUGUUUUCAGAGUCUGCGAAAAAGGGAACCCAUUUCAUCGAGUUAUGCUGCCAGCGAAACAUUCCUCUUAUUUUCCUCCAAAACAUAACAGGCUUCAUGGUGGGUAGAGAGUAUGAAGCAGGAGGAAUCGCAAAGGAUGGAGCUAAGAUGGUUACUGCAGUUGCCUGUGCCAAUGUACCCAAGAUUACUGUUCUCAUCGGAGGCUCCUAUGGUGCAGGAAACUAUGGCAUGUGCGGCAGAGCCUACAGCCCACGAUUCCUGUACAUGUGGCCGAAUUCCCGAAUCUCUGUAAUGGGCGGUGAGCAGGCGGCCACUGUCCUGGCCACCAUCACCAAGGAUCAGAGGGCACGGGAGGGGAAGGAGUUCACAGCAGAGCAAGAGGCUGCCAUGAAGAAGCCAAUCGUAGAGCGGUUUGAAGCGGAGGGCAGUCCAUACUUCUCCAGUGCAAGACUGUGGGAUGACGGGAUCAUUGAUCCCGCAGAUACUCGUCUGGUUUUGGGUCUGAGCCUCAGUGCCGCACUGAAUGCACCAACGAAGAAGACACGCUUUGGAGUGUUCAGGAUGUAAUGCUCAUGACGCUUGCCUACCUGUUAGAGUUUGACAUAUUCUGUACUUAAACUAGUUUUUGUAGUUUUACUUGUGAGGUGUCACCAGAUUAAGGGCAACAAACACAGAAAAUAAUGACUCAAGUAGAAUCACAGACCUCGGAUCAAUGGGGAUGUGAUUGGAUGGUGUGCUGUUGUUGUGGGAUAUUUCCACUAAUACGUUGUGCCUUAACUAUCACUAAUCCUUUGUAAAUGCAAACUGUAUUAAUGUUUUAUUUUCCCUUCUUUUUUUUUUUUUUAUUGAAUGCUGUAAAUGAUGAAUUAUAAAAUUAUAAAAUUAUAAAA
This is a messenger RNA of Trematomus bernacchii (emerald rockcod), 2095 nucleotides long. It is a transcript of the gene mccc2, whose product is annotated as methylcrotonoyl-CoA carboxylase 2 (beta). The record is from RefSeq and is a predicted model, not a curated record. Gene Ontology annotation, biological process: L-leucine catabolic process. Gene Ontology annotation, cellular component: methylcrotonoyl-CoA carboxylase complex; mitochondrion. The transcript is spliced from 17 exons. The coding region runs from base 78 to 1772 and encodes 564 amino acids. NCBI's taxonomy places the organism in Eukaryota, Metazoa, Chordata, Actinopteri, Perciformes, Nototheniidae. Gene Ontology annotation, molecular function: methylcrotonoyl-CoA carboxylase activity.